Molecule: messenger RNA, 660 nt
Organism: Emiliania huxleyi CCMP1516
Lineage: Eukaryota; Haptophyta; Isochrysidales; Noelaerhabdaceae
Exons: 3
Coding region: 1-660 (219 amino acids)
Source: RefSeq, a predicted model, not a curated record
AUGGCCCGAGUCGCCACCAUCGUGCCGCUGUCUCCGCUUGACCCCAACACCGCGCCCCGCGCGCACGCCGACGGCCUGAGCAGCCAUCAGCGCGAGCUGGAAGACCUCAUGUCAACUUUCUCACGGAUGCGCGAAGAGGCGUGCACGAGCUUCCAUCCCGCCGCGCACGAGUACCUACUGCGCGCGCUGUGGACGGCCGCCUUUGGCGCCGCGGACGCGGACGCCUUUGCGCCCUCGACGGAGCGCUGGAAGGACCUCGGCUUUCAGAGCGAGGAGGCGGCCAAGGACUUUCGCGGCGCGGGCGUGAUGGGCCUGCACCACCUGCUGGCGGUGGUCAACUCGGGCCGCGAGCUCCACACGGAGCUGGCGGUGCAUCUCUGGCGCGUCUGGUCCGAGAGGCCCCGCGACUUGAUGGGCUUCCCGGCGGUGCUCGACGAGGCGUGCGCGGACCUGCACGAGGUGCUGCAGGAGGCGACCGCGGCGGCGGCCGCCUGGGCGGAGGCGACCGACGCGGGGGCACGGCGCGCCGAGGAGGCGCUGAUGGCGAGGCGGCGCGCGUCGCGGCUCGGCGUGAGCCCGCAGGUCUUGGAGACCCUGGACGUGUGCGCCUCGGCCGUGUCGACGCUGAUGGGGCAGUGCGUCUGCUCGAACGGGAGGUGA